AUGUCGUCUUCCUCUCGCAAAAAGGCGUCUGCUGCGCCAGAUCCGAAAGCUAAUAGUGCUAGCCCGGCUAAAGGUGCUGGGGCAGGGCCCCUAGCCGCUAGCGCAGCACGAGGCGAUGAGACCGCCAUUCUACAGGCCAUUCAAUCUCUCAGAGAGGACCUGCUGAAGAAAAUCGAUGACAACGCCGAGAUGCAGUCCAAAGAAUUACGACGUGAAAUAAGCCAACUGAGGGACGAGCUGAGAUCCGCCUUUGAUCGCGUCAGCAGCCGCACCAAGUCUUUGGAGGACCGGGUCGAGAGCCUGGAUACUGCCGCUAAUGAUCACUCAGACCUCAUUACCACUCUCGAACGAGACGUGCAGCAGAUAAAAAAGGAUAUGAAAAUCUUCGCUGACAGGAGUGAGGACCUGGAGGCGCGAUCUAGGAGGUGCAACCUCCGCAUCACCGGGAUACAAGAAAAACGGGAGGCAGGGAAGAACCCAACUGACUUUGUAGCUAAACUACUCCAGGAAACGCUGGGCUUAGAAAAAGAGCCACUACUAGACAUAUGCCAUCGCACCCUACGGGAACGGCCCCAGGAGGACCAGCCACCCCGCGCCUUUGUGGUGAGAUUUCACUAUUACCGGGAGAAGGAAGCGAUCCUCCGCAAGGCAGCCACGGCCACAGAUCCGACAACGUCACACGGAGACAGGAUCAGAGUAUUCCCCGACUACACCCAAGCAGUCGCGAAGCAGAGAGCCACCUUCAGGGAUGUGAAAGGCAUGCUAAGAGGCUGUGAUGGUGUCAAGUACGGACUGUGGUAUCCCUCAGUUCUGCGGAUCACAACGGCCGAUGGAAAGCGACACAGUUUCACAGACCCGGGGGUGGCGAAGGACUUUGUUUUGAGGAACGUGGCUAAACAGAGCGGCUAAGAUGCUAGGCCUGGAAAAGGAAGACGGGGAGGAGGAGGA
Molecule: messenger RNA, 948 nt
Organism: Trematomus bernacchii (emerald rockcod)
Lineage: Eukaryota; Metazoa; Chordata; Actinopteri; Perciformes; Nototheniidae
Exons: 2
Coding region: 1-909 (302 amino acids)
Biological process (GO): retrotransposition
Cellular component (GO): ribonucleoprotein complex
Molecular function (GO): single-stranded RNA binding
Source: RefSeq, a predicted model, not a curated record